Molecule: messenger RNA, 1230 nt
Organism: Lecanosticta acicola
Lineage: Eukaryota; Fungi; Ascomycota; Dothideomycetes; Mycosphaerellales; Mycosphaerellaceae
Source: the annotation of a GenBank genome assembly
AUGGCCGAGUUCCCUGCGCUGGCCUCGCCAGCCUUCGCCCCCAUUGCCUCUCCCGAUCCGCAGCGCGGUGAUAAUCACAGCAACCACCAUGUCUCCGCAUUCGAUCUCGACCCCGACUUCUCGACCAAUUCCGCUGCUCCGCCCUUGGUCUCUCCCGCCCUCACUCCUCCGCGCACUCCCCUCACACAUGGCCAGCGAUAUGACAGACUGCCCAAGAGCGUGCCGCCUGAGCAUGCCGUGGGACAGUCCGAUCAUGAAGCCCCGCGACUUCUGGAAACGCUACCGGAGGUGCAUUGUGAAGUGAGGGCGAGAAUACCGACCACCACCGGACAAGAGAUGUUUCUGCACUUGUACCACAACAAUGCAGAUAACAAGGAGCACUUGGCCAUUGUAUUUGGACCGCACAUCAGAAGUCGGAGUCUUGACGCUCCCCGGCCAGGCGAGACAGAGCGGGAUCGCAUGAUUCGCGGGGCUUACACUGGCACUCUAUAUCCCGGGCGAACACAUAGCAGAUUGGAACAGAUACGGCAGGAAGCGGGAGUCUCUCCAACCAUCGCAGCAAGUCCAUCGUCACAGAGCAGCGCGUCGCAGUCUUCCUCUCCGGUGCCGUCAGACUUCUCUGCAGUUAAUUACGACCAAACUUACUCCUACCCCGCUGAGCUUGGCCCGCCUCUGGUCCGCAUACAUUCCGAGUGCUAUACUGGUGAAACCGUCUGGUCUGCAAGAUGCGACUGCGGCGAACAGCUGGACGAGGCGGCGCGGUUGAUGUCUCUACCUUCACCGACACCUAGCGGGACACCACAGAGCGAGAAUCCUCCAAAGCUAGGGUUGCCUUCAUCCGGAGGCGUAAUAGUCUACUUGCGGCAGGAGGGCCGUGGCAUUGGCCUACUCAGCAAGUUGAAGGCGUACAAUUUGCAAGACUUAGGUCACGACACGAUGGAAGCUAAUAUUCUCCUCCGACACCCCGGCGAUGCGCGGUCGUACGGUCUGGCCACUGCCAUAUUACUCGACCUUGGACUGGGUGGAGACAGAGGCAUACGUCUGCUAACAAAUAAUCCCGAGAAAAUCCGGGCCGUGGAAGGGCCGAACAGGGAGGUCCGAGUCGUCGAGCGUGUUCCUAUGAUCCCACUGGCGUGGAAGAGCGGGGGGAAAGAAGGAAUCAAUAGCCCUGAAGUGGAAAAAUACAUUUCGACGAAGAUUGAGAAAUUCAAACACAUGUUCUCUUCAUAA